Messenger RNA from Ricinus communis (castor bean), 1014 nucleotides. RefSeq lists its product as uncharacterized. The record is from RefSeq and is a predicted model, not a curated record. The transcript has 2 exons. Bases 22 to 942 code for a protein of 306 amino acids. NCBI's taxonomy places the organism in Eukaryota, Viridiplantae, Streptophyta, Magnoliopsida, Malpighiales, Euphorbiaceae.
UUCAGUACUCUUAAAUUAACCAUGAGUUCUGAGAUUCAACAAGAGAAGAUGGAGGGGAACUCACACAUUAUGUUGCAGGGGAAACUAGGGUUCUUUGGCUUACUCAAAGAGUCUCUAAGCAUCCCUUUCAAGAAUCCCAAUUUCAUCAUCUUCACCUGCCUCGCCUCUGUCCCUUUGUUCUGCUCUCUCAGUAUAUAUGAAACUAUCUUUCAGCAAACCUUAAUUGAAAUAGGAAGAGCAGUACAAAAAACCAUGAGUCCUUCACUAAAUGCUUACGACAUCUUCAAUAAUGAUUAUGAAGAACUAAUUACUUUGGAAAGAUGGAUCGGAAAGAUUUCUCAGAAAUUGCUCCUACUGGGUCUCAUAUAUAUAGGGAUCCUACAUUUGGUGGACCUCCUCAACACAAUUGCUAUAGUGGACAUGACAUCAGUGAUCUACAAAGAAGAGAAGGCUAUGAGUCUUAGGUGCAUGUUUAGCAGAUUCUUCAAUGAUACAAGGCUAAAGGGUCCUCUAAUCACAUCUAUCUAUGUUCUUCUAUUUUCUUGUCUUAUUUCAUUUGGAUUGUUUUCUUUGGCUUCUUAUAUAUAUAUAUACAUGGAAUCAUCCGUUUUCUUCAUGGUGCUAUUUUUGGUGAUUUUUUUAGCUUUAUUAACAAAGUAUAUAGAGUGGAGCGCUAUCUGGGACAUGGGUGUUGUGAUUUCGAUUUUAGAAGAGAAACAAGGUGAUGUGGCAAUCAUUGUCUCAUCAUAUCUAAGCAGAGGAUGGGAGAGGAAAGGGGAAGGAACUAACGCUAUGGGCACAACAGUGCAUAUUGGCUUAGUUUGCUUGCUAAACGUUCUAAAAUGGGUGAUCUUUGUUGUCUACUUUUAUGAUUGUAAGAAACAGAGUUCACAGAAACAGAGUUCACAGAAACAGAUUGCUACAGAGGAGAACAUAUGUUAGAAAAUAGAUGUAAUUGUGUAUGCAAAGAAACAGCUUCAAAUCAAUAUCCAGUAUAAAAUGCUUUCCUAUCAA